Formica exsecta is the source of this 2560-nucleotide messenger RNA. It is a transcript of the gene Slimp, whose product is annotated as serine--tRNA synthetase-like protein Slimp. Gene Ontology annotation, molecular function: ATP binding; tRNA binding; serine-tRNA ligase activity. Bases 570 to 2021 code for a protein of 483 amino acids. The transcript is spliced from 3 exons. The record is from RefSeq and is a predicted model, not a curated record. NCBI's taxonomy places the organism in Eukaryota, Metazoa, Arthropoda, Insecta, Hymenoptera, Formicidae. Gene Ontology annotation, biological process: seryl-tRNA aminoacylation. Gene Ontology annotation, cellular component: mitochondrion.
AUCGUCGCGUUGCUUAUAGGUUGCUUUGGUGAUUUUGCAAGAUGGCAGAAACUUGGUGCUGCGCAGAAUGUGACGAAAAUUCGUCCGAGAAGAUAGUACACCUUGUUACUUACAUUACACCAUGGGUCGGAAAACGAAACGAAGAACCAAGGAUCUGGACGAGAUCGAUGAGGAUUUGAAGGGGAACGCGAAGAAGCUGUUAAAUCAGGAAGUAGACUUUGAUAAACCCGGAGCGGCCCAACAUUAUUGUAUCCAUUGCGCGAGGUAUUUUAUAAACGAAACUGCUCUGCGUACUCAUUUUACUACCAAGGUACAUAAACGACGAUUGAAGGCACUCGAGUUAGAACCAUAUAGUAUCAAAGAAUCGGAAAGAGCAGCGAGCAAGGGAAAUUAUAUCACACCGCAAAAACGGAAAAUCGAAACUGUAACGCGAGGAACUUUUAAUGAAAAAGAUGCAGAUGCUGCGCCAAAAGCUAAAGCUAUGAAAAUAGAUGAAUAAAAUUGAUUUAUCGUUUAAUUGCUGUAUCUUCAUUAUGAUGUGGAAAAGGAUUUAAAAAGAUCAAAACACAAUGAUUAAUAAUCUGUAUAGAUCCAUGCGCGUUUUACAACGAACAUGUAGAAUUUCAAUGCGCGAUGUUCGUCGAAAGAUAUUCUUUCCGAUAAAUUUAAAGAGAAAUUACAGUUCGGCAUUAUAUAUUUCUGGCAAUAAAGCUUACAAAGCAUUUGCAUUUUUAUCACCGUACCUGGAUUGCGACGAGAGAUUCGCCAAUGUGGACAAACUGCAGAAGGAGUUGGUGUUGCGCGGGAUGAAUGUUGACGUCGCUCAGUUAAAGAAUGCGUGGAAUUUCUAUCUAAAGAUGGUCGCAGAUAGAUGCGCUUUAGAAGACAACAACUCGGAACUCGCGGGUCGCAUAAGACGUCUACGGAAAAGUGCCGAUCAUACUGCUGAGCAGGAGCAAGAAGUACACAAAUUGCGUACACAGCUCAAUAUUAUACGGCAAGAUUUGAAGACGAUAAGAGAAGCAAUAUGGGAUUUGGACGAAGAUGUGAUAGAGAGAAUCUUGAAAUUACCAAACGAGUUGGAUCCGAGAACACCCGUCAAUGAGUCGGUAGUGCUGAAGACCGUCGGGAGCACGCCCAAAUUCGAAGAAAACAGGAGGAGUCACAUUGACAUCGGGACAAGCCUAGACCUGUUGGAAUACAAGAAUCCUAUGUAUUAUUAUUUAUGCAACGACGCGGCCUUGUUCGAGCUCGCUGUGCUGGCGCACGCAGGUCGAAUUUUCAACGAGAACGAUAUGAUUAAAAUAGUUGGCACCGAUUUCAGUCGUAGCCUCGUAGUGGAAGCUUCUGGCUUGAAUCACGAAGACCCUACGGCCACCUUUAUAAUAGAGAAUCAUAAUGAGAUCGAGAGGGGCUCACCGAACCGCAUGCACUUGGUUGGCGGCGCGAGUUUGGUUUCUUUUCUGAUAUUGCAUACGAAGCAGUUGAUAAAUCCCAAUCAUUUCCCACUCAAAUACUUUGCAACUGGCAGACAAUACAUGCCAUUGCCGCGUGAUACGCACGCGUGCGGCUUAUUCACGGCAUGUCAGGCAUCCGUGGCGCACGCUUUUGUCAUGGUGAAGGACGCAAAAAGCGAAGAGUACGAAACUCGAUUCAAUGAACUCUUGGAAAACGUAUGCAGAUUAUACGAUGAUCUGUGCGAUCAUUAUCGCGUCGUUAUGCGAUCCGCAUCCGAGCUACAGCCUUGCGAGGGCUUGCGCGUGUCCUUCGAGAUGUGGUCACCGUUCGCAAAUCAGUAUAUAGAAAUUGGUCACGUGUCUGCGUACGGUAAUUAUGUCAGCAAGAGGUUACUGAUCGCCUAUCAAACGUCAUGUGGUAGGGAUUUUCCCGCUGUGAUAUCCGGUACCGUUCUCUCCUUUCCACGUUUGCUAGCUUGCCUACUCGAACAAAAUCCCGACAAAUUCGUGAUUCCACCAAAGAUAGCCGAUCUUGUGCUUUCGGAUGACUAUAUUGCUACAUAAAUUAAUGCUAUGUAAAUAAGUAAUUAAAGAAAUUUCUUACAUAUAUUACGAUUAAAAUGUUAUAAAAAUAUCAUAUAAAUUAUCCAAGCUAGAGAAGAAAGUUUAAUGUUUUCGUAAAAUAUAUAGGAACGAUCAAUUGACAUUGUAGAAUGCGAGUUGUAAACUAUUUUCAAGUUGUGAUAUGUCCAUAAUAUGUAUUAGCGAAAUAAUAAAUGCUUAAAUACACCUACAUUACUUGGCUUCUGUAUAAAACGUAAGUGUCGACUAUCUGUCAUUGCUAGAUUGCUAUUUUACAAGAUACCGAUCAAUGUAAUGCAAAACUUCGAAAGCGACUUCCACCAUGAUAAGAACGAUAAUCAUCCACUCCAAACGGACGUGAUGACGAUCGCUCAAGUGCGAUGAUAAAAUGCUCACUAGUUCCACACAGUGAUUUAAUCUCUCAUUCAUCACCUGUUUGUAAAAGAUUCAUAUAUAUUACCAAAAACACAAACAUAUUGUAUAGAAAAUAUUUCUAAUAAAGAUCAGAAAUGAUCAUUAAU